AUGGGGCUAAUGGAGUCACAAAUAUAUAAUGUAGAUGAAACCGGAUUAUUUUACCGUUGUAUACCUGACGAAACAUACGUCUCUCUUUUCGAGAAAACCGCCCCCGGGUAUAAAAUCCAGAAGGAACGAAUUUCAGUGUUACUUGGUGUAAAUGCUGAUGGAUCACAUAAAUUAAUGUCAUUAGUAAUUGGAAAAGCAAAAAAACUAAGAAGUUUCCAAGGACUCAAUAAUCCACUCCAUUACAACUUUUCAAAAAAUGCUUGGAUGACAUCCCGGAUUUUUCAUGAUUGGUUUCACAAGAUAUUUAUUCAUGACGUGAUUCGUUUCUCUCAGGAAAAUAAUUUGCCUCCGAAGGCAAUUUUGCUAAUUGACAACUGCUCUGCUCAUGCACCAAUUGAGAAACUUCAAAGCGACGAUGGAAAUAUAAUUGCAUUUUUCUUUCCACCAAAUGUAACAGCAACUUUACAACCAAUGGAUCAGAAUCCUAUUAAGUUAACCAAGCUAAACUACAGAAGUAUGCUUCUUUCUCAAUUAAUUGCUGAAGGAGGUGACCUCAAGGUUCGCUUGAAAUCCUUUUCAAUUCGAAAUGCAAUCAUGCUAUUAAAGCAAGCUUGGUAUGAUGUUCCAGAAAGAGUAAUAAAAAAGUCCUGGUCAAAGUUGAACAACUGGGACUCUGAUCAGUAUGAAAGUGAUGACGAUGAUGUGCCACUAGCACAGCUACUGCAAAAAGAUCAAGACUGCAAUGGAGCUCUUCAGGCAGCUCAAGCACUUUUAACAGAAAUAGAGCCAACUAAUAACAUUAGCAUACCAGAAAUUGAAAUAUGGAACAAUGAUGUGCUUGAUGACGACCCUGCACAUGAUCUCAAUAGCGAUGAUGAGUCUUCAGGUAGCAGCGAAUUUGAUGACCGGGAGGUCUUACCAGUUGUCUCUACUUCUACAGCCAUUGAAAGCGUCAAUAAUUUAAUAAAAUGGUGUACUUAUAGUGAAUCGUUUUCCGCAAAGCACACAAGCAAUCUGCUAGCUCUUCGCAAUGAGAUUGUUAUUGCAGAAACAAAUAAAAGGAAGAAGCAGACAGCAAUAACAGACUACAUGCCUGCAAAUUAG
Anastrepha obliqua is the source of this 1104-nucleotide messenger RNA. RefSeq names its product jerky protein homolog-like. Gene Ontology annotation, molecular function: DNA binding. Lineage: Eukaryota; Metazoa; Arthropoda; Insecta; Diptera; Tephritidae. Gene Ontology annotation, cellular component: nucleus. The transcript is spliced from 2 exons. Bases 1 to 1104 code for a protein of 367 amino acids. The record is from RefSeq and is a predicted model, not a curated record.